UCUGAGUAUCAGGCUCAAAAGAGCAUAUCUGGGGAUUAGCUCGACAUGCAGGAGUCUCACGCAACUGUAAUUACCAGCAGUAUAGUAACGGAAAGACCGAUUAUGCUACAGUAGGAGGAUCUAAGGAAAAAUCGCCAUAUACUGUGUUAAACCUUGGGUUUAGCGCGUCUCCCUUUCCCCGUUGCUGUUAUGGGGGGGAUAGACCGGCGGCGGCGAGUAUCUCUGGCUAUUACGUUGAACUUCCUCGCGCUGAUUCUAGCCGUGGUCGCGUUGACUACAAGCUACUGGUGCGAGGGGACACGGAAAGUGGCGAAACCUUUCUGUACGGGACCGGUCACCACCACGAGACAGUCGUUCUGUAUCAGGUUCAACAGCUCGAACAUUAAUGACAGCAGACUGGUCCAGUACAUCUGGGAGACCGGCGAGGACAAGUACCUCAUGAGGAAAUUCCACACCGGGAUCUGGUUUUCGUGCGAGGAGAACGUCAAUAUGACAGGUGAAAACUGCAGAAGUUUCAUUUAUGUUGCGCCCUCACACGAAAGAGGAGUGCUGUGGCUGUGUAUCGUGGCAGAGUGUCUUUAUAUUCUCCUCCUGGCCACCGGAGGCAUCCUCAUGUCCAUAGAGGCAUGUCACUUAGGAAAUGUCAUCAACGGACUCAAACUCAACGCCUUCGCUGCCAUGUCCACUGUCCUGUCAGGUCUGCUUGGCAUGGUGGCCCACAUGAUGUUCACCACAGCCUUUCAGCUGACAGUCAGUCUGGGGCCAGAGGACUGGAAGCCUCAGUCAUGGGACUACAGCUGGUCAUACAUCCUGGCGUGGAGCUCGUUCACAGCCUGCAUGGCCUCCUCGGUCACCAUCAUCAAUCGGUACACCAAGACCAUUCUGGAGUUCAAACACAAGCGCAGGAACGUCCAGAAGAACCUGAAGAUCAAGCAGAAGCUACUUGAGCUGGACUCUGGACCAGGGGUUGGGGUGGGACACGUCGGACAUGGGGGUCAUGUGGAGCAAGUGUGGGACAUGUACAUCAGCUCAGUGCCCAACACGGCAGAGGAACUGCUGGAUCUCUCCAGUAAUGGCAGGAAGUUGUCCAACGCAUCAGUGUUCCUGGACCUGAACGAUCUGCCAGAUCCGAUAAGAGAGGAGUACUUCUGAGAGAGGACUAGGGGACUGACCAAGGAACACACAUACACAUAUACAAAUGCAAACACAUAUAUAACACACACACACACACACACACACACACACACACACACACACACACACACACACACGCACAGUUCUUUCCAAACCAGGACAGUAUCCCACCAGAGACAAUAUAUUCCACCUCUUGUUUGGGGUACCUCCUGCACUCCCCUCCACUGCCGCUUGGCUCAGUGAUGUGCUCUUACUGUUCAGGGUGCUCCUGUCCUGACAAAACUUCAAUAUGGGCUUCAGUCACUGUUUUCCUUUAUUAAAUAUCUAGUAACUAUGUU
Molecule: messenger RNA, 1472 nt
Organism: Salmo salar (Atlantic salmon)
Lineage: Eukaryota; Metazoa; Chordata; Actinopteri; Salmoniformes; Salmonidae
Product: germ cell-specific gene 1-like protein
Cellular component (GO): plasma membrane
Source: RefSeq, a predicted model, not a curated record